GUCGGCAGUCGCGACAGCGCGUCACUACGGCUAAGCGCGUCUCGGUUUGCCGCGUACACCGCGCACAAAUAAAAUGGCCCGAAACCUAACCCUAUCCAGUGAAAAAAUGGAGUUAUUGAUUGAGGAAGUCAAAAGACGUCCCUGCCUUUGGGAUCGGACGCAUGAAGACUACAAGAUACGCGCUUGGACGAAGAAGAAGUGGCUUGAAGUGUUGGACGCUAUGCAACUGCCUCACACGUUAGACAAACUAAUUCAAGUGAAAUGGAAAAACCUGAAAGAUGUUUAUGUGAAAAAAUCUAGACCAAAUAUUGCAAAAAACCAGCGAGAAUCGUGGCGCUACUACAACUGUUUGAGGUUCUUAGAUAAUCCUGCGGUUUCGAAGAUUAGCGAAAGCAAUAGCGGAGAGGACAGUCAGACGGAAGAGACUGAAGUGGAACAGCGUCACGAAGAAUCAAGUUCUGAUGACGACGAAGAGAACAAACACAACCACAACGAACAUUAUCCUUCAAAACGCAACACUGUGACGUACUAUAACGAAACGGACAGCGAAUACGACAUGAUGUUCUUAAGGUCUCUGGCUCCGUAUUUUAGGGAGUUGGAGCCGGUGAGGAAGCUGGUCGUCAGGUGCAAGAUACAGGAUGUGCUGUUAAAAGAGAUAGCAGGGCAGAGGGGGGCCACGCAGACGAUGUAUGCAGACCAGAGUGAAGAUAGUACGAUGAUCAAAGCGGAACCGCCUAUAUAAUACAUUCCCUAUCUAGUAUUUUUUUUUUAUUGCCCUUGUAGGCAGACGAGCAUACGGCUGAUGGUGAGUGGUCACCGUCGCCCAUGGACGUCAGCAAUGCCAGG
Messenger RNA from Bombyx mandarina (wild silkworm), 846 nucleotides. RefSeq lists its product as uncharacterized. The record is from RefSeq and is a predicted model, not a curated record. Gene Ontology annotation, cellular component: nucleus; transcription regulator complex. Gene Ontology annotation, biological process: regulation of transcription by RNA polymerase II. Gene Ontology annotation, molecular function: DNA binding. NCBI's taxonomy places the organism in Eukaryota, Metazoa, Arthropoda, Insecta, Lepidoptera, Bombycidae.